Molecule: messenger RNA, 273 nt
Organism: Plasmopara halstedii
Lineage: Eukaryota; Oomycota; Peronosporomycetes; Peronosporales; Peronosporaceae
Exons: 2
Coding region: 1-273 (90 amino acids)
Source: RefSeq, a predicted model, not a curated record
AUGGUACUUUGCGCACAUUCUUCGGGCGGAGCGGUGGCUUAUGAAUUUUUGUCCAACUUAUCAACGAAAGCGGAGACGGCGGUCUAUCCAGGAGUAGAGAGGUUAAAUGCUGGGAUGAAUUCUGAGGUAGUAGCUUUAACCAUCAUCCUGAAAGGUCUUCGAACGGAUGUGGCUCGUGCAAAUACCGAAAUUGUUCACCAUUUUUCAUCAGUUAAAGGGGAUGUCGGAUGUGGGCAAAUCUUCCGAAUCGUGAAGGCCAGACGACGUACUUAA